Microplitis demolitor is the source of this 1795-nucleotide messenger RNA. RefSeq names its product sulfite oxidase, mitochondrial (gene shop). NCBI's taxonomy places the organism in Eukaryota, Metazoa, Arthropoda, Insecta, Hymenoptera, Braconidae. The coding region runs from base 86 to 1780 and encodes 564 amino acids. The record is from RefSeq and is a predicted model, not a curated record. Gene Ontology annotation, cellular component: mitochondrion. The transcript has 5 exons. Gene Ontology annotation, molecular function: molybdenum ion binding; oxidoreductase activity; heme binding.
UUGUAUUCACCGGUUGGAUAUAAAAUAAAAAAAAAUAUGCAGAAUAAUUAUACGUUUUAAAUAAAUAAGUAAAAAAUAAAUCAAUAUGUGUUGGAGGGUGAAAAUAAUUUACAACAUUCAUAAAAAUUAUCUGCAACAAAAUAAUAAUAAAAAAAUAUUAAAAAUAAUUAGCAAUUAUUAUGCAACAAAUCAUGGAUACACAUCAGAUAAAAACCAAAAAAGUUAUUUUAGUACUGAUAGAAAAAAUUACUUACAAUAUGCUUGGAAAGUAGGAUUAAUUUCAUCAGUUAUUGGUGUUUCUUAUUAUUUUUGGACAACUAAAAGUCAAGCUAUAGAGUUAAAAAAUUUAAAUGAAAGCCCAGGAGUUAGAAAAAAUCAUUUGAAAAUGUACACAGUCGAAGAAGUUGGAAAACAUGAUAAUAAAAGAGAUGGAAUAUGGGUUUACUAUAAAGAGGGUGUUUAUGAUAUAACAAAUUUUGUAACAAAACAUCCUGGUGGUCCAGAGAAAAUAAUGAUGGCAGCUGGAGGAUCAAUCGAACCUUUUUGGGUGAUAUUUGCUAAUCACAAUACACCAGAAAUUUAUGAGCUAUUAGAAUCGAUGCGAAUAGGCAAUUUAGAUGUUAGUAAAGAUAAUAAACAAACUGAAGUAAUAGCAGAUCCUUAUGCAAAUGAUCCUAAACGUCAUAAAGUAUUAAAAGUAAAUGGGGCGAAACCAUUUUGUGGUGAAACUCCAGCUCCUUUGCUCUAUGAAAAUUUUUUAACACCAUUAGAUUUUUUUUAUGUUCGCAAUCAUUUGCCAGUACCUGAAAUUGAUAUUACAGAUUAUGAGCUAGAGAUUGCAAUUGAGGAUGAUACAAAAAAAAUUUUAGAUUUUGAAGCUAUUAAAAAAUAUCCCAAGUAUACGGUAACAUCAGCAGUAAUGUGUGGAGGAAAUAGACGCUCUGAAAUGAAUGCUGUAAAACCUCUAAAAGGUUUGAGUUGGGGUGUAGGAGCAGUAGGUAAUGCAUCAUGGACUGGUGCAAGACUAUGUGAUGUUCUAGCAGAUCUUAAAAUAAAUGAAGAUAACUGGAAACACGUGCAAUUUGAAGGAUAUGAUUUAGAUCCAUCAGGAACUCCUUAUGGUGGAAGCAUUCCAAUUAGUAGAGCAUUAAAUCCUAGAGCUGAUGUUUUGUUGGCUUAUGAAAUGAAUGGUCAACCAAUACCUAGAGAUCAUGGCUAUCCUAUUCGUGUAAUUGUUCCUGGUGUUGUUGGAGCUAGAAACGUUAAAUGGUUGGGAAAAAUAAUUAUUUCUAAUGAAGAAAGUUGGUCUCAAUUUCAACGAGGUGAUUAUAAGGGGUUUUCACCUAGCGUUGAUUGGGAUACUGUAGAUUUUUCUAAAUCACCAGCCAUUUUAGACAUGCCUGUAACUUCUGCAAUUUGUACACCUACUCCAGGAGAAAUUGUUGAAUUAAAAGAUGGAAAAAUGCCCCUAAAAGGAUACGCUUGGUCUGGGGGUGGUAAAAAGAUUAUUCGCAUUGACUUGACAGUAGAUCAAGGAAAAACUUGGUAUGUAGCGGAUCAUAUGAUAGAUGAUGAAAAUGCUAAAGAAGAUCGUCAUUGGUCGUGGACUCUUUGGGCAGCUGAAAUUCCUAUCGAUGCUACUAAAAGUGAGGUUGAAGUUUGGGUGAAAGCAGUCGAUGCUUCUUAUAAUGUUCAGCCAGAAAAUUUCGAAAAUAUUUGGAACUUACGCGGGCUUCUUUGUAAUGCGUAUCACCGCGUAAAUGUUAAAAUUAAAAAAUAAUUGAUACAAAUCAAU